This is a messenger RNA of Amphiprion ocellaris (clown anemonefish), 2481 nucleotides long. RefSeq names its product ras-related protein Rab-18. The record is from RefSeq and is a predicted model, not a curated record. Bases 136 to 750 code for a protein of 204 amino acids. The transcript is spliced from 7 exons. Gene Ontology annotation, molecular function: GTPase activity; GTP binding. NCBI's taxonomy places the organism in Eukaryota, Metazoa, Chordata, Actinopteri, Pomacentridae.
GUUGGAGUGAGACAUCCUGACGAGACAACGAUCUGUGCUGCGAGCUGUAAACAGGAGUGCAAGUUGAACAACGUCGUUUUAAACAGUGUCUUCUAGCCAUUUAUCCAGAGUGACACAGCUCACCGUUAAGGGAAAAUGGAAGACGAUAUACUAACGACGCUGAAAAUACUGAUAAUAGGAGAAAGCGGCGUUGGGAAGUCCAGUCUCCUCUUAAGAUUCACCGAUGACACAUUUGACCCAGAACAAUCAGCAACAAUAGGUGUUGACUUCAAAGUGAAGACUAUUUCUGUGGAUGGCAACAAGGCAAAGCUGGCAAUAUGGGACACUGCAGGACAGGAGCGCUUCCGUACGCUGACGCCGAGUUACUACCGUGGUGCCCAGGGAGUCAUCCUGGUGUAUGAUGUCACACGACGAGAGACCUUUACCAAGCUUGACAACUGGCUCAAUGAGCUCGAGACAUACUGUACAAGGAAUGACCUCGUAAAAAUGCUUGUGGGAAAUAAAAUUGACAAGGAAAACCACGAGCUAGACAGGGCCGAAGGGCUGAAGUUUGCAAGAAAACAUUCCAUGCUUUUUAUAGAGGCGAGUGCAAAGACGAGGGAUGGUGUUCAGUGUGCAUUUGAGGAGCUGGUGGAGAAGAUCAUCCAGACUCCCGGCUUAUGGCAGAGCGAGAACCACGGCCGAGCUGUUCAGCUCACUGACGAAGACGCAGGAGGUGGAACCUGUGGUGGCUACUGCUCCCUGGUCUAAACAACAUGCUCAUCUACAUUCACACACACACAUGCUCAAACAUACACAUGAAUACCUUGCCAAGCAUGCACACACACACACAUCCUUGAAAGAACAGCGCCCCUCCCACUGUGUGCCGUCCUGAGCUGAGCUCCCCCCUCAGACAUGAAGGCAGUGGAUGUCCGACUGUCUCCCUUCCGCUGAGCUGAAAGGAUGGACCGUCCACACACUCUGUGUUCACACAGACACUACUUUUGCACACUUUCUAAUAACAAUGCUGCGCUAAAAUGCAAGUACAGCUCAGCCUUCCUCUUAAUGGAAUUUGAGUGAGUGUUUCUCUCUUCUGUUUUGUUUUGAGUUACAGUUUUUUUGCAGUUUCAGGACCUUGGUCAAAAUAUUAACCGUUCUCACUUGAUACUCAUUUGAUUUGGUCGUAGCAUUGCAUUCAAAUUCGUCCAAAAGUUUAAGCCAAAGUUAGUCAGACAUAUGGCUAAAUCUCUGAAGUAUGAUAAUGAGAAUGGAAAAUGUUGACCAUGGUUCCUUUGUGUCUCCAGCAUGCUUUUUGUCCUCGGAGCACUUUGCCUUAGCAAGCACAUCUGUAUCCAUGCAGGGCAGACGUUUCUCCCUCUGCUCUGUCCUGUUCUUCGUCCUGUCCCCCCCAAGCACAGGCUCUAGGAAUAUUAUGCUGCUUAUGGAGAAGCUUAUCAAGCCAAGCCUUCUCGUGUUCCAUCUCACCACUCAGUCAAAGGCUUGGGUCAUGUGUCUAUUGUCUACACAACUGUCUGAUUUCUUUCCAAGUGUUUGGGAUAUUUUUUUUGUUUCUUUUAUUGACUUGGACUUCAAACCUUUGCUGUGUUUUGAAGAGUGCAUAAAUCAAAGAGACUGGCACCAGCAGGCUUUCCACUGGGUGCUAAAGAAGAGGGAACCUCUUAUAACUGCACGCCUUUUUUGUAACAAGUUGCUUUAAUGGAGUGCGACCUACUGGCACUCGUUCACUCAGACAGAUAAUAUCAGUAAUAUCACAAGCACUGCUACAGUCCUUCAUAUAGAUCCCUUUGACUGGACAGAGACAAAGGAAAAGUGUUCAAUAUUAAACAGGGCAGUGAGUCAUAAGGGUGUUUCCACUGAAAUUGGAAAAUCAAAGAAAAAGCUGUGUGCUGCACAUUGCUAAUGGAUUUUACAGUGCUCCCAUCUCUGUGUUAGUGUCUGAGAAACAGUUAUAAAUGUACUGUACCCCUGACCUCUGACCAUGUUUGUAGUAUCCGAGUGCUGGUGUGUAUUCUGGGAAACGUAGUCCUGAGUGUUUAAUCUCUUUGCAGGGAUGGUGAAAGUGACAUGGAUUCAAGCAUGUCUUCUCACAUGUAGACUUUUUUUUUUUUUAAACAUCUUUUUAAUUGCAUGGGAAAUCUGCGUGCCAUUCUUUUGUGUUUGUCUGUCCAGUGAAUAACCAUCAGAGGCUAUUUACUAUUAAACACUUUAACUUAUAUUUAGCUAAAAAUAAAGCUUUGCAUUCAAGCUUGCCAUUUGAAUUUAAUGUAAAACAAAACUGAAGUAGGCUUUUACUUAUUGAACUGGUAUAGCUGUCUUUUUUUGUGUUCAGAAAUAUGUUGAAACAAGUAUACCUUGUAAAUUGUGUUUAUUUUAGGAAUUUGUUGGGAUAAUUCCUGUAUGAAUUGUAAAGCUGAAUGUAAACAUACUUCAUUACAAAACCGCCCUGUGUAUUAAACUAAAUAAAAUUCUUUUUUAAGUGAA